GUGGGAAGAGAAAACAUCCGGUAUAUAUAUAUAUAUAUAUGGAGCAUUUGAAAACUUGCAACGUACUCCUCGAAACGCAACCUUCCUUUGUAAGACUCUUGCCGCUUUUUUCAUCACUUCCCUUUUCACGCAUAAAUCUAUUUAACAAUCGCUAACUAACUAACUUCAUCUCUAAAUCACACAUUGAUCACAUCAUUAUGGUGAAACGCGAAUUGAAUAUUCCUAUUCACAAUGACGCUUUUGAUGAUAACUCCGACGACGACGUUGAUUAUGAAUCUGUUCACGGCCGACGAAAUCUCCGUUCUCGCUACCUCGCCGUCAAGAACUUGAUUAACGGUGAUGAAAGGGAGAAUAUUGCAAAAACUGACUCUGAAGUAUUCGGUUCGAUCAUCGGUGAAAUUGAGAACUUACACCAGUCAGUCACAACAACGAGAGAACAAGUAGCUGAUGCACAGGCUCUUCUGGACAUAACCAAAUCCUUGGGUGUGUCUGUGAAAGCUCAUUCUAGUGGUGGACUCACUCCUUCAGCCUUUGUCACUCACAUUCUUGAAAAAUUCGGACAACGAGGUGGAAAACGUACUAGCAGAGAAGAUUGCAGCAGAAACUCAAUAGCUUGGAAUGACAUUGGAGUUGCAGUUUCAAGUGUUUUUGGAAGGGGAUAUGGCUGUUCUACAGUGAUUGGCCCAAUGGAUGCUAAAUUAAAGCAGAGGAGGGUUUACCGAAAAAGGAGUCUGAAGCCCACUGAAUUGGCACGGCCAGAACAGCUUGUUGAAGGUUCAAAGAAUGAGAGAAAUGAUACUGAUAAAAAUAUGUUAACUAUGUUUAACAUCUUAAGGAAGAAUAGGCUUGUCAAGCUUGAAAAUUUGGUUUUGAAUAGGAACUCUUUUGCACAAACGGUGGAGAACUUAUUUACUUUAUCUUUUUUAGUCAAAGAUGGGCGAGCUGAAAUAAAAGUGGACAAGGCUGGAUGUCACCUAGUUUCGCCUAGGAAUGCUCCUGCUGCAAAAUCAGUUACUUCUAAGGAUGUUGCUUUGAGCCACUUUGUAUUCCGACUUGACUAUAAUGAUUGGAAGAUUAUGGUUCGCUCUGUUGUUGGGGAGGAAUUGAUGCCAAAUAGGAAUAGUCAAUCACAGAUUUAGAGUACCUGCAGAAACUGAUGGAAUAGUUGAAGACUGAAACUUAUGGAGUUAUUAUAAUGUACAAAUUUAUCAUGUACAGAGUACAGACAUUCUGCAUGAGUUUAUGGCUUACAAAUUUUGUUUAGCCCGUCUAGGAUACAAAACUCAUUUCAAGAUUUAGUAGUUUAUGUGCAUACAUAUGCUUGUUAAUGCUGUCAAAGAACAGAUAAUGGCACUAGUUAGUUACUGCUAAUUUUUAUCGGCUUCUCAAAAGUGAUGAUGUUGCGUUCAUUAUGAUAUUUUUGUGCCUUGGGCAUACUUCAAUUGGACUCAACUGAUGAGUUGAUCCCAUUGAACUUAUGUAUUGUUAAGGAAUUAGCAAUAAUAUCUCACUUGAUUGAA
Messenger RNA from Trifolium pratense (red clover), 1520 nucleotides. RefSeq names its product non-structural maintenance of chromosomes element 4 homolog A-like. Gene Ontology annotation, cellular component: nucleus; Smc5-Smc6 complex. NCBI's taxonomy places the organism in Eukaryota, Viridiplantae, Streptophyta, Magnoliopsida, Fabales, Fabaceae. The record is from RefSeq and is a predicted model, not a curated record. The coding region runs from base 198 to 1139 and encodes 313 amino acids. Gene Ontology annotation, biological process: DNA repair. The transcript has 7 exons.